AUUUCGAACAUUCCUCGAGGUUUAGCUGAUGCAUGGCUGGCAGCAGGUGCUGACAAACAGACGCAGUUCACUUGGGAUACUCGAAAAAAUGAUAACAAGCAAGCUUUUGGAGCAAGAACGAGGUUCGAUAGAAUUUUUUGGUACGGGCCACUUUCUCGAGUUAAGUUUUCACUUGCUGGUCAACAGCGGAUUAGAAGCUGUCUCUGUUUUCCCUCUGAUCAUUGGGCUGUCCACUGUGAAUUUUCUUGAUCCUUUUAAUCAUAUGGAUUACUUUUGAUG
Strongylus vulgaris is the source of this 279-nucleotide messenger RNA. Lineage: Eukaryota; Metazoa; Nematoda; Chromadorea; Rhabditida; Strongylidae. The record is from the annotation of a GenBank genome assembly.